Molecule: messenger RNA, 878 nt
Organism: Bradysia coprophila
Lineage: Eukaryota; Metazoa; Arthropoda; Insecta; Diptera; Sciaridae
Product: platelet-activating factor acetylhydrolase IB subunit alpha2-like
Source: RefSeq, a predicted model, not a curated record
CUUUGCUGCAAGUAGCAGCAGUUUAUUUUUCCUUCUUGCGCGAGUUUUAUGUCAGCAUAUAGCGUUGACUUGAAAAAUACAAAAACUGUGAAAGUUGCUAGGGAUUUAAGCAGUUUUCGCAGUCUAAACCAAACGCAAUGAAGAUAAUUCGCUUAUUUGGCUUUCUUUGCUUUCUCUGGAUCUGUUCCGCUCAAUCGAACGGGGUACCCAACAAUAUCAACGAACCAAGUAUACCAGUUCCACGACCAGAUUCAACCGGCUGGACGCAACGGCAUGCACAAUUCAUAGAGAAUACAGCAAACAAUCCGGACAUUCCAAUUAUAUUUUACGGUGAUAGCAUUACUGAACGUUGGCAUGAAAAUGGAAUUACCGUUUUUGAGCGAUUUUACGAACCUCUAAAUGUAGCCAAUUAUGGGAUAGGUGGAGAUCGCACUCAGUGGUUGCAAUGGCGUAUACGAAAUGGUGAAGUACAGGGACUGAGUCCGAAAUUAGUUGUUCUGAAGAUCGGUACUAACAACGUGGCUCGAAAUGUGGACUCAUCAGCUGCCAAAGGUAUCAUAAAUGUUGUUGGAACGUUGCGUGAGCUACUGCCGAAUACGAAAAUUCUAUUGCUUGGCCUAUUGCCUCGUACCGGAGCUGAUUACUUUGAUAGAAUCGUUGGUAUCAAUUCGAGACUUCGAACAUUACACGAUGGACAAAAUAUAUUCUACUUGGACAUGUUUAACCAGUUUCGUGACAACAAUGCUUGGGGCGUUGUUCCGGCUACUUUGUUUUCAGAUGGAGUUCACUUGACAACUGGUGGUUAUGAGCUCUGGGCCGAAAUUAUGAAUCCAGUGCUCAAUAAAUUGAUUCAGGAAUAAAGUUUGUUGUAGAAAAAA